AUGGGGUUCAUGACCUUCAGCAGCUGGAGGGCCAGCUUCGCUAGCCUCUUUGUCCUGCUCACCCUCGUGCUCGGCGCCGCAGCCCAGUCGCUCGGCCUCGCCCUCGACGAGGCCGUCCUCGACGAUGCGAACCUCGUCUGCUACUCGAAAAAGCUCACCUUCGAGCAGGACGCGAGCGAGCUCUUCAACGACGGGCAGCUGUACGGGCUCGCCAAGCUGGCCUUUGAGGAGAUGAGGACCAAGUUCCAGGGCGACGGCAUCCGCUCGCGGCGGCAGCCGGGCCUGAUGGCGGCCAUGGCCGUCGGCAAGGACAUCUACCUCACCUCCGACGUCGAGGGCGGCUCGUUCCUGUACACCUACGCCGGCACGGGCCUCAACCCGGACGUCGUCCUCGCGCUCGAGCGCUGCCAGACCGCCCUGCAGCAGGACACGGAUCUGCCCGUCGACCAACAACACCGGGCCAAGGCCAGCUGCGCCGGCGUCUUUGCCGUCCACCAGUAUUAUCUGGACCCGGAUGUGACCGAAGAGGCCCGAAAAGACCCCCCGCCUACCCGUAUAGUGGCCUACGGGAAACCAGGCAUGAGCGGCCCGAUCGGACCACAAAGCGCGUGCGGCGGCGGCGGACAGAUGCGCGACGGCGUCCUCACGUGGGGCUGCAAGCAGUUCAUGGAGGAUGAAGACAUCACGGUGCCGCAGGAGCCCGAGCCGGCCGGCAUCAGCUUGCCGAACCCGUUCCCGCCGUUUACGGACAAGCAGAUCAGCAUCCUAAGCCCCGGCCGUGGUGACAACUGA
Messenger RNA from Colletotrichum navitas, 792 nucleotides. RefSeq lists its product as uncharacterized. The record is from RefSeq and is a predicted model, not a curated record. The coding region runs from base 1 to 792 and encodes 263 amino acids. The transcript is spliced from 3 exons. Lineage: Eukaryota; Fungi; Ascomycota; Sordariomycetes; Glomerellales; Glomerellaceae.